AUGCAUUGGCGUUGGGAUAACUGCCCGACCGCAUGGCGAGGUCAACACACAUGGGGUGACCAAAAGGGACCUACGGUUAUUCUUCAGGCGGUUGCCUCACAGGACUUUUGGGUUUGGUCGGCAUACUUUGGCGUGGUCGGGUCAUGCAAUGAUAUAAAUGUUUUUGAACAAUCUCCGUGGUUAGAGGACUGGAUUUCUGGAAGAGCUCCAAAAGCGUCUUUUUACGCAAACGGAAACUACUACCCUCAUGGAUAUUAUUUGUGCGACGGAAUUUAUCCUAGGUAUUCGAUUGUCGUGAAGACGUUUAGUGAUCCUAUCGAUGAAAAAAGAGCACACUUUAAAAAGGUCCAAGAGUCUUCACGAAAAGACAUUGAGAGAUGCUUUGGGGUUCUUAAACAACAAUGGCAGUAUUUGAGAAAUCCUUGUCAUGAAGGAAAGGCGAUAUGCCAAAAUUAUGUACCGGAAGCCGUUCAGGAGGAGCAUCCGCAGGCGUCAAUGGAAGAAAGAGUGAAUAAUGCACGAGAAUUGCGUUACAAACCGUACCAUUCCGCGUUAACGGUUGAUUUGGUACAACACGCAUGGUCGGUUCGGUAUGUCCCACCUGAGGGUGAAGAGGAAACGGAGGACGAGGAAUACGAAGUUGGCGAGGAUGAAGAAAGCGAAGACGAAAACUAA
Messenger RNA from Helianthus annuus (common sunflower), 675 nucleotides. RefSeq lists its product as uncharacterized. The record is from RefSeq and is a predicted model, not a curated record. Bases 1 to 675 code for a protein of 224 amino acids. Lineage: Eukaryota; Viridiplantae; Streptophyta; Magnoliopsida; Asterales; Asteraceae. The transcript has 2 exons.